Molecule: messenger RNA, 735 nt
Organism: Miscanthus lutarioriparius
Lineage: Eukaryota; Viridiplantae; Streptophyta; Magnoliopsida; Poales; Poaceae
Source: the annotation of a GenBank genome assembly
AUGUUGUUCGUCUUCGGGUUCUACUGGAUCCGGGAGUACGACUGCCGCUUCCCCAAUGCCGAGGAUGACGAUGUGGACCAGUCUAAAGAAAUCGAAAGGCCUGGGGCGAUUGUGUCUAAUCAUGUAUCUUAUGUGGAUAUUCUUUAUCACAUGUCAGCCUCUUUUCCUAGUUUUGUUACAAAGAGAUCAGUGGCAAGGUUGCCCCUAGUUGGUCUCAUAAGCAAAUGUCUUGGAUGCAUUUUUGUUCAGCGGGAGUCGAAAACAUCAGAUUUCAAAGGUGUUUCAGGUGCUGUAACAGAAAGAAUCCAGCGUGCUCAUCAACAGCAAAAUGCACCAAUGAUGCUACUCUUCCCUGAGGGCACAACUACAAAUGGGGAUUAUCUCCUUCCAUUCAAAACAGGUGCUUUUCUUGCAAAAGCACCAGUCAAACCAGUCAUUUUGAGAUAUCCUUACAAAAGAUUUAAUCCAGCAUGGGAGUCCAUGUCAGGGGCACGCCAUGUUUUUCUGCUCCUCUGUCAAUUUGUAAAUUAUCUAGAGGUGGUCCAUUUACCUGUUUACUAUCCUUCUGAGCAAGAAAAGGAUGAUCCUAAGGUUUAUGCAAAUAAUGUACGGAAAUUGAUGGCAGUGGAGGGAAACUUGAUUCUUUCAGACCUUGGGCUGGCGGAGAAGCGAGUGUACCAUGCCGCACUGAAUGGUAAUAGUCUACCUCGUGCUUUACAUCAGAAAGAUGAUUGA